Megalopta genalis is the source of this 2357-nucleotide messenger RNA. Lineage: Eukaryota; Metazoa; Arthropoda; Insecta; Hymenoptera; Halictidae. The record is from RefSeq and is a predicted model, not a curated record.
CAGUUAUCGGGAAAUAUGGCGUGAAGUUGGCACGAAGAUGGUUGUCGCGAGUUACGAAAGAGUCGACGAUUUCUCGCGGGGAAGUCGCUUCCCGAUCGUCCGGAAAAGUGCCGCACUGCUGUUUUCCCCUUUGGAACCAGCCAGCGGAAGGCAGUGCAAUGUUAUACGACAUCAAGUGGAUCAUACCGAAGCUUCGUAACUCGAGCAGCCUCUGGAACAUCGCGAGCAGUAUAACCUUCGCGGCAGUAGGGAUUUUCUCUAAAAUCAUUAUAGGUAGAAUUCUGUAUCCGCCCAACGAAGGGCACAGGAAAUCAGUCGUUGGCCCUUGCCGGCCUUUCAAAUGGCUAAACAAAGCGACGGUGUACAACAAGCAUAUUAUGACACGGGCGCUAGACUGCCGGCCGAAAAAUGUUCCUCUCAUCACCAUUUCGAACCAUCACAGUUGCUUCGACGAUCCAGGCAUCUGGGCGACCCUGGACCUGAGGCAUCUCCUGAGUCGACGUAAGAUGAGAUGGUCGCUCGCCGCGCACGACAUUUGUUUCACGAAUACCUGGCAUUCCUACUUCUUUAUGCUGGGCAGGUGUAUUCCUGUGAUCAGGGGCGGCGGAAUAUAUCAGGAAGCUAUGGACUUCUGCGUGGAGAAGCUCGCCUCCGGGGACUGGCUGCACGUUUUCCCCGAGGGAAAAGUCAACAUGCUCAAGGAGGACAUGAGAUUAAAGUGGGGCGUGGGAAGGUUAAUAAUGGAAUCACCUGUUACACCCCUAGUAAUUCCGAUCUGCCACCUCGGCAUGGACGAUGUCCUUCCGAACGAACCGCCGUAUUGGCUACGAAUGGGUAACAGGGUCACCAUGAACUACGGCGACCCCAUAGAUUUUAGCGAUCUGAUGGAAAAGCUGCGCGCGUCGAAAGCGAGCGUGUUGGAAACUAGAAAAGCGAUUAUAGAUCGAAUCCAAGAGGAGCUUCAACGAUUGAAGACGGUGACCGAGAAACUUCAUGAGAAGUUAUGAUGAUCGCUUGGGGCCAUCAGAUUGCGACCCCGAUUAGCUCUAAUUUAACAAAAGAGAAGAUAACGAUAACAAUCGAAUUAAUGACAAUAAUGACCGUAGGUGGUAUACGUGCUGGGAUUUUUAAUGAGAGGGAUCACCUAUGGACGACAGUUUAAUAAUACUUGUGUAGAUGUGCAAUAUAAUACACAGAGACUGGGACAGCAGUGUUAAACUCUUCAGAAAAAGAAAAAAAAACAAGCUACGCUCAUGACAGUUGGAUUCGGCUGUUGGUUUUACACGUUGACUGCCGCGUCGUCUAAUACGCCGGCGACGCGAAUUAUUCGUGCAGAUGUAAAAACUUGAGAAUCUUUUUACUGUGAUGAAGCGAGCGCGCCAAAUUCGGUUAGAACGUAAGAAUGUAUAAAGCGUAAACCGAUCUUUAUAAAUUUCCACUUUUGAUAUCUAUUUUGCUAAAUACUGAAAUCCUUUGGCUUUGUUACGUUCACCGGUGUUCGUCAGUCAACGUGUUAAAUGCAAGUCCUGCCGACUUAAUCAAGAAUGCCAUAUACGUUCUCAUGGUGACAGAAUUGCGUGGAUAGCGUUGUAUAUACAUUACAUAUGUGUACAUAGGACUAACCAUGUUACAUAAAGACUCGCGCAGAUUGUGAAUAGAAGAUAUUUUUUAAAAUCGAAUCAUAAAUUACAAAAGCUCCUGAACACGUAAUGUGAAAAACUUCGCCGUUGUGUUGUACGAUAGCUAGCUCUGGUCUCCUCGUACGCUUACUUCAACGACUGUGGAAACAACGACUGCGUAACACAAUUUUAUGCGUUCGCCGUAUUCGUUUUUAUGUAUUGUACUACCGAACGAAGAACGGAGAUGAGGAAAGAUGAAUAAUUUUGUAUCGAUGCGCGUGAACACGAAAUACGAUUAUACACGAAGAAAGGAAAUACCGUUCUGAAUAUACAAGACGCACGUCCGCGGAAAAGUAGUUUCCUCGGAAUCAAACUAAUUCGAGUGCCUUCGAAAACGAGCCGUGUAACUGAUUGCACGCGCACAAAACGAGACCAGUUGUACUGCUCACGGUUACAAUCACACAUUUAAACAGCGAUAUUCAGACACAUAUAUUUUUUAUAUAUUGAGAAUUUACAAUAUAGUAUUAAAGAUCCUUCGAAUGAUAAAAAUACUGCAAAGAUAUGCAUUGUCUCGUAUUUAUUAAACUUUUUGUAGCGAGUAGUAAAAUAUCUCCUACAAUGAAAGCUAUCUUUCUGCGUUUGGAAUUUGUUACGGAGUAAGAUGUAUUUUUAAAAGUGUAAUGUGAUACUUCUCUCGACGCAAUUAUUUCCAUUCUAAUAAAACGUUUUUCAUAUUUC